Branchiostoma floridae (Florida lancelet) is the source of this 2072-nucleotide messenger RNA. RefSeq names its product solute carrier organic anion transporter family member 1B1-like. The transcript is spliced from 4 exons. The coding region runs from base 1272 to 2072 and encodes 266 amino acids. Gene Ontology annotation, cellular component: membrane. The record is from RefSeq and is a predicted model, not a curated record. NCBI's taxonomy places the organism in Eukaryota, Metazoa, Chordata, Leptocardii, Amphioxiformes, Branchiostomatidae. Gene Ontology annotation, biological process: sodium-independent organic anion transport; transmembrane transport.
CAACCAUAAUCUUGACAGCCAGUCGGUUCAAAAAAAGAAAUACAAACAAGUAAGACAAGAUCGUAUUUUUCCAAGGUAACAGCCAGACACAGCUUUAUUAGUGCAUGCUCAGCCAAAACAGUCUUUGUCUAUUCGAGAAAUCCCCUUGCUUUGUAUCCAACGGUGUUCAGCUCAUGACACCCUGGUUUCUAACCUUCAUUUGUGUUGGUGCAGUUUACGCCUAAAAGCCUACGUUAAGCUGAGCAUGGUUGGAUAUGAAACAUCUUCUAUACAAAACAGUCCAUAUGACAGCGAGGUGCAGUCACAGAACGGAGUUAAUAGCUUGUCUCUCUCGGGCUAGUUAGCGCUCCGUCCGUGCGUCAGUGUCUUGGGGUUUUACCGAGUGGACCGUUUGGCUGGCGUACUUCAAGAAAAAUGACAAAAUAGAAAGCCCGAUAAAAACGACUAAAAAAACGUUAAAAAGCAGUCUGAGCCUAACCUCUGCUUGGAGAGUAAGUUCACCGUGAUGUCCCCAUGCCUUUUCAGAGACGCACCAGUGCCACCUUCAUGAUGACAAGCGUUCAAGAAGAAGCGGGAAAGCCACCAAGUUCUCCGACUACAGAGGCGUGGGCGGGAUCGAAGGACAAUCAGGGAUCUUUCAAACGUUUCCUGGCGAAGCCAGCAGUGGCGCUGUUUCUCCUGUUCUGGGCCCUCGUGUCGCAGACUAUGCUCUCUUCUGGUGCACCUGCCAUAGUUGGACCCGUCCUGGAGCAAAGGUGAACCAUGCGCUGAUUUGAGUUCCAACUCAGACUGGCAGAAUACCUAGCUUGAGUGCUAUCCUAGUUGAUUUAUCUUGGCCAUGGCAUACUCUCUCCUAAUCAACUUUGGCUAUAUAAAUAGUAUAUAUGGGAGUCCCGGUAAACUAAUCGAUGUAACUGGGCUGUUGAAAAAUUUGGAAUAUGUUUACUAUGCCAUUUGCACGUCGGAAAUAUUCGUCGUAUGAUCGUCGUACCAUAGCAAACUGAGGCCAGUCGUGCAUGCGUCGUAAAAAAAUUCAGCUGUCUUGUUUUGCUAUCAAAUAAGUUGUCUUAGAUCCUUGUCGAUGUUUAGUUCUGUAAAUCCAACGAUAUCUCAAUCGUACGACGACCUAAAGCGAAUUUAGCCGAGCCGUUAGUGUAAGCCAAGAUGGUCUGAAAAUUUUACAUUUGAAGUCCGAAUUUUCUUGUCUAUCCUGCGACAGGUUUGGCUUUACUACAACCCAGGUUGGCGCCCUAUUCGCCAGCAUUGUCGUUAUGACCGUCGUUGUCUACAUGCCUUUCACCGGCCUGGGACGACGACGCCGUCCAGUCUUUUCCGCCAUCGGCAUCUCCUCCAUUAUUGUCGGCUCCCUGCUGUACAUACUUCCCGAAUUCGUCGUGCCCUACGGUCGCUCUACACUACCGUCAUCUGCAGAGAGUUCACAGCUGUGCUGGAGCCCAGGAAACGCUUCUCAAACAUGUGAGGACGAACCCGCAGCCGGGGUGUGGACUGCCUUCUUCUUGCAAGCUGCCGGCAGGGCACUGAUGGGGCUUUCCAGUAUCUCGCUGUACAGCCUGGCAGUGGGGUACCUGGGGGAUGUAGCUGGUCCACAAAAGUCUUCAACAUAUCUUGGGAUCUACUUCAGCGCGACUGCCGUAGGACCCAUGCUCGGGAUUUUCUUGAGUGCAGAAUUCCUGAAGGUUCCGGCUGAUCUCGGGGCAGGAAGUGAGAUUUCCCCAACUGGUGCCGAUACUACCGGUGCGUGGUGGUUCACCAACGUGGCUGGAUCUGCCCUGGCCCUGAUUCUGAUGCCUCUGGUCGCGCUCCUUCCAGAGAAACGGACAGUUCUUCAAUCUCAAUCGCAAGAAACGAAGCAGCCGGGGUCUCAGUCGUUUCUACAAGGCCUGAAGACCAUAGUUACAGACCCGGUCAAGGCCGUGCUGCUUCUCGCAGGCGCCAUCGACUCUCUGCUUCCUGUGCUCAUUCUCAGCUACUCCUUCAAGUUUGUGGAGAUCGUCUUUCCUAAACUAGACUACGCCACCCACAUCAUAGGUAAAGGGUCUUAUGGAAUGUAA